Messenger RNA from Zonotrichia albicollis (white-throated sparrow), 1648 nucleotides. RefSeq names its product claudin 19 (gene CLDN19). Gene Ontology annotation, cellular component: membrane; bicellular tight junction. Gene Ontology annotation, molecular function: structural molecule activity. The record is from RefSeq and is a predicted model, not a curated record. Lineage: Eukaryota; Metazoa; Chordata; Aves; Passeriformes; Passerellidae.
GGCGCGGCGGCGGCGAUGGGCGGCGGGGCGCGGGAGCUGGCCGGGUACCUGGCGGCCCUGGCCGGCUGGGUGGCGGGGCUGGCGGCGGCCGUGCUGCCGCAGUGGCGGCAGAGCUCGUACGCCGGGGACGCCAUCAUCACGGCCGUGGGGCUCCACGAGGGGCUGUGGAUGAGUUGCGCCGCCCAGAGCACCGGGCAGGUGCAGUGCCGCCUGCACGACUCGCUGCUCUCUCUCGAAGUUCACAUCCAGACAUGCCGGGCUCUCAUGGUCAUUUCUCUCCUCCUGGGCUUCUUUGGCAUCAUCGUGAGCGUGGUGGGCAUGAAAUGCACUAAAGUUGGGGAGGAGGAUCCUGUCACCAAAAGCCGCAUAGCUGUUGCUGGAGGUGUUCUCUUCGUUCUCUCUGGUCUGUGCACACUGGCUGCCGUGUCGUUGUAUGCCACACAGGUGACCUAUGAGUUCUUCAGAGAGAGCACCAUCCCCAUACACACUAGGUACGAAUUCGGCUCUGCUCUCUUCGUGGGCUGGGGGGCCGCCAGCCUCUCCAUGUUGGGGGGGUCCCUCCUGUGCUGCUCCUGCCCUGCCAAGGAGCACCGAGGACAGCAGUACCAUCAGCAGUCACAGCCCUCCACAGCCCGCGAGUUUCAGCACCAUUUUCAGUGCCAGCCUCUGAAGUAGAGGUUUUAAGUGUCACACCUGUCAUAUCCAUCAUUGCUGUGUUCUGCUCAGCUGGGCGGGGUGGUACCCCCAGCCCCACAUCAUGGCCACGCCAUCUCUGUCUGUCACAGGGAUUCUCUGGGGGUGGUGCAGGGAGGUGAUGCCAGUGGCAAAGGGGCACAGAGCCAAUUGGCCAAUCCCACAGGGAUUGUACCAUGGCCACCCCUCUCUCACACCCUGGUUUCAGGAGUAAGUGGGGAGGAAAGCCAGAGUUUGGUUUUCCUUGGAUGAGGUUUUUACUUCUAACAGCACCAGCCCAACUUGGAGUUCAAGCAUCCCUACACCCCGUUCUUGGCAGAGGAAUGCUUUUAGGAUGCAGCAUUGCCCUUCCUCAUUGCUACUGGAAAGCAACAGUUUAAAAUUAUUAUUAAUUAUUAUUCAGUUUAAAAUUAUUAUUAAUUAUUAUUGAUUCCUUCCUGGAGGCCAGUUGUUCCAGCUGAGCUCUGCCAGCCCAAACCUGCCUUGGACUCAUUCCUGUCCAGGACCAGGCUGUGCCUUGUUAAACAAUGAAUGGGUUUCAGCAAAUUAAAGCAGCAAAAAGAGGGUCUGAACAUAAAUUAUUUGUUUUUGGUUACAGAUGGACAGAGCCCUGAAUUUUGGUGCCUCCCUGCUGGGUCCAAAUCCCUCUUCCCCUGCCAAGAUCCCCUAGAGCAGACAGUGAAGGUUCCAAAUACAACCUGCUAAUUGCCUCCACCACUUUGUACCUCUAUUCUACUGCUACUAAUUGUUUUGCAACUGCCAAAGCUCCAAUUUCAUCUGUAAAUCCUCCAAAUUCUCUGUACUCCAUCCCUCCAGCCCUGCUGCAGUGUUGCGCCAACCAAGCCGCAGGGAAGAACACUGAAAAUUAUCCAAACAGCUUCAUAAUCUAUUUUUUAAUUUUAUCUUUAAACCCAAAUAUGAAGAGAAAGAUGAUUUUUUAAAAAUUUUGUGUUGC